This is a messenger RNA of Phalacrocorax carbo (great cormorant), 6041 nucleotides long. NCBI's taxonomy places the organism in Eukaryota, Metazoa, Chordata, Aves, Suliformes, Phalacrocoracidae. The record is from RefSeq and is a predicted model, not a curated record.
CGGUCUUCCGCGCGCAUGCGCAGUGGCGCGCGAAGCCGGAGCGGCAGCGGCGGGCCCUGGCGGGGGGGAAAUGGCGGCCGCGGUGCUGGCGGCGCCGGAGGGCGGCUCUGCCGUGAUGCCGGCGGGGAACGCGGCGGCUUGUUCUCCGCCACCUGGUCCUUCAGGCCCGGGUUCGUGGAGCCGCUCCUUAGACCGAGCCUUAGAAGAAGCGGCGGCCAGCGGUACCCUCAGUUUGAGCGGCAGGAAGCUUCGUGACUAUCCGCGGGCCAGCGCCGCCAACCACGACCUCAGCGACACCACCCAGGCCGAUUUGUCACGGAACAGACUGUCAGAACUUCCAGCAGAAGCAUGUCACUUUGUCUCCCUUGAGAGUCUUAAUUUGUACCAGAACUGCAUUCGAUAUAUCCCAGAGGCUGUUUUGAAUUUACAGUCUUUAACAUUUCUAAAUAUCAGUCGAAACCAGCUCUCAACAUUGCCCGUACACCUCUGUAGUCUACCGCUAAAGGUUUUGAUAGCAAGUAAUAAUAAGUUGGUUUCAAUACCUGAAGAAAUUGGACAGCUCAGGCAGCUGACAGAGCUUGAUGUGAGCUGUAAUGAAAUACAGGCAAUACCUCCACAGAUUGGCAAUCUGGAAUCCUUGCGGGACCUAAACGUCAGAAGAAAUAAUUUGGUGCAUUUACCUGAAGAGCUUGCUGAGUUGCCUUUGAUUCGAUUAGAUUUCUCCUGCAAUAAAAUAACAACAAUACCAGUUUGUUAUAGGAACCUCAGACAUCUGCAGACCAUCAUGUUAGAGAACAACCCUCUCCAGUCACCCCCUGCACAGAUAUGUAUAAAAGGAAAAAUUCACAUAUUUAAAUACCUGAACAUAGAAGCAUGCAAGAUAGCUCCAGAGUUGCCUGAUUAUGAUAGGAGACCCAUGGGAUUUGGAUCUUGCCAUGAGGAACUCUAUUCCGGCCGGCCAUAUGGAGCGCUUGAUUCUGGCUUCAAUAGUGUGGACAGCGGAGACAAAAGAUGGUCAGGGAAUGAACCAACAGAUGAGUUCUCAGAUCUCCCUUUACGUGUGGCAGAGAUCACUAAAGAACAGAGACUGCGAAGAGAAAGUCAGUAUCAAGAAAACCGAGGAAGCACAGUUGUAACUAAUGGUGGAGUGGAACAUGAUCUCGAUCAGAUCGACUAUAUUGACAGCUGUGCCACAGAAGAGGAAGAGGAAGAGGUGAGGCAACCCAAGUGCAUGGACUCAGACAGCCUCAGCUCACAGUUCAUGGCGUAUAUUGACCAGCGGCGAAUCUCUAAUGAGGGCUCACCCGUAAAGCCUGUAUCCAUCAGAGAAUUUCAGAGAACAGAGGAUACAAGACGAUAUUUACAUCAAAACAGGGAUACUGAUGAAUUACGAAGACCUGAAACUCUAAAUUUGAUGCAGGACAGAGAGCUUCACCAAGUGCUAAGGAGUUAUGUGGACAAGACAGAGAGACCCCCAGCUGAUUCACCAUACUUUCUAUCAAGUCACCACAGUCAGGUGUCCAAUACAGAUCCUGAGCUGCACCGCAGGCAUAUUGAGCGUACCCGUCGGGAGGCCCAGCUAGCAGCACUUCAGUAUGAGGAGGAGAGGAUGAGAACAAAACAGAUCCAGAGGGAAGCUGUCCUUGACUUUGUUAAGCAAAAAGCAUCCUUAAGUCCUCAGAAGCAAAGUCCUCUGGAUAGCGAGUGUCACUUUCCAUCCAGAAGGUCUCAGCAUACUGAUGAUAGUGCCUUGUUAGUGAGUGAUGACAGAUCUACCAUCUCCCCUGGCUCACCUACCACUCAGACAGUCCACCUUUCCCCUCCAUAUCCUGGCCAUGCAGCCCCGCCUUCCUAUAGAAACCCUUCCCAGCGACCUGAGAGUUUCCUUUUCCGAGCAGCUGUCAGGGAUGAAGCAAACAAAGUUGUUACUUCACCUUCUACCCGUGCCUUGUCUCCUGCUAAUGAUUCUGCAGACCCUAGAGUAAGACAAAAUUCCAAACAGCGAGAGGAGGAGCUGGAGCUAAUAGAGCAGCUACGUAAGAAUAUAGAAUCACGGUUGAAAGUGUCAUUGCCCAGUGAUCUUGGAGCAGCUCUCACCGAUGGUGUUGUUCUGUGUCAUUUAGCUAAUCAUGUGCGUCCUCGAUCUGUUCCCAGCAUUCAUGUCCCCUCACCUGCUGUUCCUAAACUUACAAUGGCAAAAUGCAGACGAAAUGUGGAGAAUUUCUUGGAAGCUUGCAGGAGGAUUGGAGUGCCUCAGGAGCAAUUAUGUUUGCCUCUACAUAUUUUAGAAGAGAAGGGUUUGACACAGGUAGCUGUGACUGUCCAGGCGCUCCUGGAGCUGGCACCCCCAAAGCAGCAGCAGCUUCACCACUUGUCUGCUGUGUAAAGACCUCCGGGACCUUUUGGGUUACCUUGGCUAAGCAGAAGGACAUGAAGACUUUACUGCCCAUGCAGUGCAUCCAAACACACAGAGAUCUGUUCUAAGGAAAUGAGUUUCCAUGAUUCCUGACAGGAAUGUUUUACUUCAUUUCUCCAUUUUUUUUGGAGAUCGCAACAGUUUCCAAUAGCAUUUUUAUUAUCAAUAUUUUUGCCCCUUUUUUAAGAAAAAAAAAAAAAAAGUUCAUUGGGAGGAGGGUGGGGAUGCGAGUGGCUGGCUGUUGGAGCCAGCUGUAGAAACUGACCGUGUAGACUGAAGACAUGGGUGUAGAGUUUGGGAAGCGAUUCCUAGAGGAAUUCAUUUAACAAAAAAAAAAAAUAAUGUUGCUGCAGUGGGUGCAUAGGGAAUGAAAUUUCUUUCCUUCCCUGCAGGUUUCAAAGAAAGGGAAUUUCUUUGCUUCUAAAGAACAACAGCUAUUUCUAUUAUAUAUAAGAAAAAUUGCAACACACAAUCUUAACCUGCAGUGUUUGAUAACAGGGUUGAACUUCAUAUGGCUGUAACUUGUUUUGGCAUGUCCUCAUUACUUAAAAUUUGAAGGAAAAAUAAGAUUACCCACCCACCCCACCCCCCCGGGUAAAAAAUACUGCAUGUUCUUUCUGCAAGAAACAUCUUAGUAAAAGAUACUAAAUCACAACUGUUCAAAUGCUAUCAAUCACACUAGCAUUCUUGCUGGGUUCACUUUCUGUUUGGGUUUUAACAGGUUUUUAUCUGAAAAUUUUUCCAACAUCAGUGGAUGGAGAUCCACCUCCUCUCCCCUCCCCUCCUGGUCACGCAGGGACGCCUUUGGUUACUCGCUGUUUUCCCAAACGAUGACUAGGUGUCAUGGAGAGCUGCGUAUGUAUUUUCACUGCAAUGUGGAGAACUGCAGCCUGCCAUGCUAAGUGUUAGAAACCUAUUAUCAAAUCGUAUAUUAGAUAGGGGCCAAAGCGUCCUGUGCGGAUAUGCCAACACUGGUGAGUGUCCCAGCCACUGAGAAAUUUAUCGUUUUAAGAGCACAGUUACCGAAAUUUCACAGGUGGGCUGCAUAUUGCCAAAGCAGCAAUCUGAUACAAAAAGGUAGCUUCUAUUUGUGGGUAUAACAAGGCUUUAAUAAAUAAAGCCUUUUGUCAUUGAAAUUUCUGUAGAGAUGCACUGGUUUUACAGAACUACCAUUACUUCCUUGCUCUUCCUUUAACAUAAAAAUGGAAAUUCAAUAUACAGGACUAGGAGCGGCAGCUGACAAGUUUUGCAUUUUCCUGGAAAUUUGACCUGCAAAACAAAGACUAGCUCUGUGUGCCCCGGUCGUGGUGAUGAGGCCAAGCUCACUACCAGAUCAGUUACAAUAAUUUUUUUUUUUUGCCCCAAAAAAGACCUUGCAAAAUGCAGUUCUCCACCCCUGCAGUUCCUUUGUUAGGUUUUGGCCAAUUUUAAUCAUCCCAGAAUGUUAUGCUACUAAUACAUGGUGCACGGGGUCUGAGAUCAACUUCUGGCACUGGAGGUAUUGCAUGUGGGGAUAUAUUUGAAGCAGAAUACACUGCGAGAAUUUCAUAGGAAUAAAGGGAUGGAGAAGAACAGGCUAGCUCAAAGUUAUUUUUGCUGAACUAAACCUGCCGUGGGAGCACUGGCCAGGACUGCUCUUAGCUGGAUUUUUCGCCUUCUGAUUUGCAGUUUUGUUUCGGCUCUUGUUUUGCUCCACGCAUUUCUUUCAAGGUCCGUUGCAGUGACUGUCAAAUCCUGUAUUUCAUGUAGUUAUUCCAGUUGCUUCUUACUGGCAUUGGCUGAUCACGUUGCAUGUGGAGAACAACACCUGAAGGGUAUUUAAAACUGCGCAGAUGAAAAAAGAAACCUUUUCAUACUGGGUACGCAUGUUGCCCUGAGCCCCGCAAGAAACAAAAAUGCCAAUAACUUGCAAUACACAUAAGAAGAGAGCAGCUCCAUGCGGAUGUACUUUUCUCCUUAAGUAUGUUGUCUUUUUCACUUAAUUUUACUUGCAAGGAGUGUUGGUAAUUCUUAAAGGGUCAUAUAGAAGUGUCUGUAGUUUCUGCUGUCGUUUGCUGAGCGGAAGAUUCUGCCACUCGCAGCCAGCACUACAGACCACGAGUGUUUCUUGUAUGUUUGUCUCUGCACAUAAUUUGAAAGAGGGGGGCACUGACUUCAACUUAGUUUUCAACAUUAGGUCAUUUGUACUGUUACAGGGACAUGUUAACUUUUUAAUAGCGCGUCCUUUGUGGACUAUUCAAAUAUUUACGUUUUAAGAAAACCAUUCCCUUCAUGGAAUUGUGAGGGCGUGUUAUGAGCUCCUGCCUGGCUUCCAGCACGUAGGGAAAAUGACACUUAACAGUAUUGAGGUUGGUGGAAGUUUGAAGUUUCAUUAAUAGUAGUAUUUAGGAAUUAAUGGGGUGGGGAGUUGAGCCUGAGCUGCAAGAAAUGGCCGUUUCCUAUCGUGUCUGGUUAACAGCUACUCUUGUGUACGGGCGGUGCGUUGGCAGAGCAGCCGAGUUCACGGAGGAGCUGUGGUUGCACGGCCGGGCAGCCGUUGUGCCCCCAGUAUCGCUUGCUUUGUUCUAAGCAACGGUUCGCUGUGGCAGUUUCAAUGUAUGCGGUCGUGUUAGUUUGAUGUUUGCAAUCCUGUGUGUUCAUGCUGGCAAACACUAAGUCUUGAGCAGAUGUUGAGGACAAAAGUCCGAACCUGACGUUUCUUCAUGCAGUUUAUUUAAUGUAUUAUACCAAAACCAACUUAAGUUCCGUUUUGCAAAAUGGGUUGGGAUUUUUUGGUGUAUUUAUGUGCAAUUUUUGUUGUAUCACAUGAAAAGAGUAUUUUAAAGAAAACAUGUAUAAAAUUCUAUUUUGUGCAUUAAAGCAAAGAGGCGAUUGUCUUUCCUCUGGGGCAUUUGUGUUGGAGGACGUGGGAGGAAUCCAUCUGAGUGUUUCGUGCUUGCUGGUGUUCAUAUACUGCCUCCAUUGUCUCAACAUCCUUCCUCAAACUGUGUUGGGCGCUGAGCAGCGUUUGAGGCUCAGCAAGGUUACACACUCGAGGUUGAGCGUCACGGGCACACGGGAGCCCAAUGGCGUUGUGGUGGUUGGGGCAAAACAGCCAGGAUUUGGAUCUUCCCCCUUGUCGAGGGGGAGGCUUUUGUAAAGGCUCCAGCCUCGGUAGCCUGCAUAAAAUAAAUCAGAGAUGACUUUUCAGAGCGCCGAAAGCACCUCUGUUCUUGGUAGCGACACGAUGGCAAAUGUUAUUUUUACCCUUUUAUGAUUAUAAAUGGUUCUCUGAAAAAACAGAGGACUCUUUUAGAAACAGAGGACUUUUAAGGUGAAUUUGGACAUCUAAAAAAUUCUUUUGUAUAGAUAUUGUGAUGUUUUACAAAGCAAUCUAAUUUUGUUACUUCUGAAAACUGUGUAAACGUGUAAUUAAUAGAGAAAAGGAUUUUAAAGCUUCAUCCCAUGCUGUAUGUCUGUAAAUACAUUCCAUAAUUUCUAAGUCUGUUACAUAUAAAUGUGUCUGUAUAUUGUAUACUUUAUUUUAAAUUGCCUGUAUUUUGCCAGUAGUGUGAACUUCUAGCACAUUGAUAACAUAAAAGGAAACCAUGGGUAAUUUGAAAUAAAGUUUUAAAACUUACAUGAA